Daldinia caldariorum is the source of this 856-nucleotide messenger RNA. RefSeq lists its product as uncharacterized. NCBI's taxonomy places the organism in Eukaryota, Fungi, Ascomycota, Sordariomycetes, Xylariales, Hypoxylaceae. The transcript has a single exon. Bases 267 to 557 code for a protein of 96 amino acids. The record is from RefSeq and is a predicted model, not a curated record.
AUUGACGUAUUUCGGUUUUGAGGAACCUAUGAUAUACCUUGUGUAGGUAGGUACCUACAUAAUAUAAGGUAUAUAUAAAUAUAUCGUCGAUAGUACUCAAAAAGAAAAGCCAAUUAUUCAUCGACAGUAUCAAGAUCAACUUAAAUCAUCUUCCGAAACACUUAUCAUCGCGAAUUCGUAUCUACUUGCUAGGUAUUAGCUAACCCCUAAUUAUUACUAUACCUACCUCCUAUACAAUAAAGCCCAACACCUUAACAUCCACAAUCAUGCCCCUCGACAACAACAAGCCCAGCAGCGGCAGCAGCCAGGACUCGGGCGUGACCGGCGCAGCCAAGUUCGUCACGAGCACGGUCGGCAACGUCGCGGGCGGCGUGGGCCGGACGGCCGGCGGCGUCGUGGGCGCCGCGACCCGCGGGGUCGGCGACACCAUCACGAGCGCCACGGGGUCCGCGGGGAAACCCGUCGGCGACGCCCUGAGCUCCGUCGGCACGGGCGUCCAGGACGGCGCCGAGAGCGUGUCGAAGGGCGUCGAGAACGCGGGUCAGUGGAAGCGAUAAAUUACCUAGGUACCUACCCAGGUAGCUAGCUACCUACCGUUAAUGACCUGAUUCGUGGCUUUCGACCUAGGACGCAAGUAAAUAAAAAAGAAAAAAAAAUAGUAAAGCCGGAUGGGGAGAGGAGGAAAAAAAAAAAGGAAGGGCGGGGAUUGAUAUGAAGUAAUAAUGAGAUUGAAUGAUAACGUAUGGGUGUAGGAAAAAUAAACGAGAAGGAUCUGUUUGUACGAUUAAUAUGUUAUGAUUAUCUACCUGACAUUAUAAUACUUGUUAAAUAUGUUCUACGUAUCGCACACUUCAAA